Molecule: messenger RNA, 1647 nt
Organism: Salvia splendens (bonfire salvia)
Lineage: Eukaryota; Viridiplantae; Streptophyta; Magnoliopsida; Lamiales; Lamiaceae
Exons: 2
Coding region: 639-1517 (292 amino acids)
Source: RefSeq, a predicted model, not a curated record
UAUUUUCUUUAUCUCUUCUCUUACCUACCCACGUGAUGGAAGUCUGAUGUGUCAUUCCGGCCCACACGUGAGGGGCGUGUUAAAAUUCUAAUAUCUUGUCCCACCCAAGUUGAUGAUGGAGUUUAUCCUAUCUCUUCUAUAUAAUAACCCUCCCCCUUAUGACCUUUUUAAGGGGUGAGUGACUCAUUUCUAAUAAUGGCCAAGGCACAAGCUGAAGUACGACAAGCCUAGAAAGAAAAUCCGAGUAUCGAACAGCUAUAUAACACGGAUACUUCACUUUGUUGCCGUAUCGCGUAUCGGAUACGUAUCCGAUACCGAUACGCGACGGAUACGCGACGGAUACGUAUCCUGGGCGUAUCCGCGGGAUGGGCCGUAUUGGGCCGGGAAACCUCAGAUUCGAUACGUAUCUCGGUGGAUACGGCCCAGUUUAAAGCCCAUCUAAAGGAGCCGGCCCGAUAGAAUUAACGGGCUGGACCAAAAAGCCCAUUUGUGAUGUAGCCCAUUGCAGCUGGAUGAACAAAUCUAGCUCUAUAAAUAAUGAUGCUCUAUACAAUAUAAGAUUCCACACAAUUGAGAAAGCCGCAGCUAGGUCAAAAACUCCCCGCCUCCAUAGAUUCGGUAUGUUAUAAUUCAGUUUUAUGUAUCUAUUUUUGCCAUCGCUUUUCUAUGUUAUAAUUCAGUUUUUUGCUCCCCCAAUUCAAUUCAAUUAUAAUUUCAGCAGUAUGGCAUCUCCAAAUCUGAGUGCUACUGCUGCUAGUUCUAGUGCUAGUUCUGCUGCUAGUUCUAGUGUUGGAUCUGGGUCCAGACAAAUAACUGAUAUCAGGGCUCCAUUGUGGGAUCAUGUCACCAUUCUAGAGAAGCCUAAACCUGGUGGAGGAAAUAUAUUAUGGAGAUGCAACUAUUGUCCAUUUUCAAAAAGCACUAGCUAUACAAGAGUUGAAGCUCAUUUGCUGCAAAAAUUAAGACAGGGGAUUAAGACAUGUCCAAAUGUUUCAUUUGAAAUGCUGAGUGACAUGAGGAGGGAAGUGGAAAAGUGUAAGGAGCUAUUGGAAAGAUCAAAGGCAUGCACUGUUUCUUUGCCUGUAGCUCCUUCAGACAACAGCAAGAGGACCAAGAGGGGGCCUGUUUCUCAAUUGGAAAAAUCAUGGGCAUUGCAAGACCGCAAGCACUUGGAUGCUUUAAUUGUUAGAGCAAUGUUUUCUGGAGGGAUUUCUUUCAACUUUCUGAGAAACCCAUAUUUUAGAGAAGCUUUUGCAUUUGCUUGCAGCCGCAAUUUGCCAAGUUACACAAUACCUGGGUAUAACAGGGCAAGGGAAUCACUGCUCAAGCAAGAAAGAAGGCACAUAGAGACUCUAUUGCUGACCUCUCCAUUGAUGAACCUGAGUUGCAGGCUGUAUCAUUUGGAUUGGGUGAUGCCGAGGAUGAAGGUGUGGAGCUGGAGGAGACGGGGAAUGAGGAAGAAGCUUGAUGUUGAUGGCUUGAUGCUAGUUUGCUACUACCUUUUAAUUAUUUCCUAAUUUAGAACCUGCUGCUAUCAUGUUAUUUUGAGUGUAAUAGACCUUUAAUGUCUCUAUGUUGAAUUAGAAUAUCUAUUUUGUAAUUUAUUUUGCACUAUUAUUAUUUAUUAAAAAAAAUAGUUAAAACGUA